GGCGUGCAUAUGGGGGCGGGGCGCCGGCACUAUAGGGCGGCUGUGACGUCGCCUCAGCCGCUCUGUCGUCGCCACCACAGGUGCCGCGUGUCAUUGCCGUCUCCUCGUCAGUGUCCGUAUCCGCCGCUGCCAGGCAGGCCUGAGACUCCAGAAGAAUGUUUUCCAAGCUGGCCAACGUGCAGACUCUGGCUGUGCUUCGGCGCGGCGUUCACGCCUCUGGGGCUGCCGCCGCGUCUGUGGCCACCAAGAAGACCGUGCAGGGCCCUCCGAGCUCCGAGCAGAUAUUUGAGCGAGAGGCCAAGUAUGGGGCCCACAACUACCAUCCUCUGCCCGUCGCCCUGGAAAGAGGCAAAGGGAUCUACGUGUGGGACGUGGAAGGCAGGAAGUACUUCGACUUCCUGAGCGCCUACAGUGCCGUCAACCAGGGGCACAGCCACCCCAAGAUCGUGGACGCCCUCAAGAGCCAGGCGGACACGCUGGCCCUGACGUCGCGGGCCUUCUACAACAACGUGCUGGGCGAGUACGAGGAGUACAUCACCAAGAUGUUCAACUACAACAAGGUGCUGCCCAUGAACACAGGGGUGGAAGCUGGAGAAACGGCCUGCAAAUUAGCUCGCAAAUGGGCCUACAGCGUGAAGGGCAUUCAGAGGUACAAGGCGAAGAUUAUUUUUGCAGCUGGGAACUUCUGGGGUCGGACUUUAUCUGCCAUCUCUAGUUCAACGGAUCCAUCAAGCUAUGAAGGCUUUGGGCCAUUUGUGCCAGGCUUUGAGAUCAUCCCCUACAAUGAUCUGCCUGCCCUUGAGCGUGCACUCCAGGAUCCCAACGUGGCGGCCUUCAUGGUGGAGCCCAUUCAAGGGGAGGCCGGCGUCAUCGUCCCUGAUCCGGGCUAUCUCUCCGGAGUCAGAGAUCUCUGCACCAAGUUCCAGGUUCUCUUCAUUGCUGAUGAGAUACAGACGGGAUUAGCCAGAACCGGGCGGUGGCUGGCCGUGGAUCACGAGAAUGUCCGGCCCGACAUCGUCCUCCUGGGAAAGGCCCUUUCUGGCGGCUUGUACCCAGUAUCGGCUGUGCUCUGCGACGAUGAAAUUAUGCUGAGCAUUAAACCAGGCGAACACGGCUCGACUUACGGCGGGAACCCCCUGGCCUGCCGCGUGGCCAUGGCAGCUCUGGAGGUUUUGGAAGAGGAGAACCUGGCUAAGAACGCAGACCUGAUGGGGACCCUCCUAAGGAACGAGCUGAUGAAGCUGCCGUCUGACAUCGUGACUGCCGUGAGAGGAAAAGGGCUGCUGAAUGCCGUCGUUAUCCGAGAGACUAAAGAUUACAAUGCCUGGAAGGUGUGUCUGCGUCUCCGCGACAACGGGCUCCUGGCCAAGCCCACCCACGGCCACAUCAUCCGGCUGGCGCCGCCCCUCGUGAUCAAGGAAGAUGAGAUCCGGGAGUCGGUGGAGAUCAUCAACAAGACCAUCCUGUCUUUCUGAGCAGCGUGUGCGCUGGUGCGCGUGCGUGCGCAUGCGCGCGCUGCAAAGCCCGGGCGCUCGGCGAGCGCGAUCACUCCCAGGUGUCUGUAUAAUAGAGUGAAAAUCCAGUCACCGCAGUUUGCUGUGUAACGUAACCGAGAAAUUCUGUUCAAUUCACUUUUGUCUUCUUUCUCAGCCCGACGGCUGACGUGUAUUUGUGUGUGGACGGCCUCCGAGGGCGGAAGUGGGGUGCGUGAAUACUCCCCCCUUAGUCACGUUCCCUUUCCUAGAGGGCCAAAGCUUUUGUCCCGGACCUUGACUCCAGGGCCGUGGAGGAGAGGUGGACGGAGAAGGGCCGGUGGCUGGGCUCUGGGGGCGUCGGAUCCACAGCUUGUUCUUGAGCCCGCCCGACGCGACGAGGAAGGCAUCUGGCAUUCCUGUGUGUGUGCGCGUGUGUGCGUGUGACUGUCCCCUUCAAGCAGUGCAGAGAGUGGACUCGGUCAUUCUCCUGCUGCCUUUUCUGAAGCUUCAAAAUCAUGUUUACACUAAAAAUAAAUAAAGCCUUUAUUUAAGA
Messenger RNA from Monodelphis domestica (gray short-tailed opossum), 2028 nucleotides. It is a transcript of the gene OAT, whose product is annotated as ornithine aminotransferase. The record is from RefSeq and is a predicted model, not a curated record. Gene Ontology annotation, cellular component: cytoplasm. Gene Ontology annotation, molecular function: L-ornithine transaminase activity; identical protein binding; pyridoxal phosphate binding. NCBI's taxonomy places the organism in Eukaryota, Metazoa, Chordata, Mammalia, Didelphimorphia, Didelphidae.